AUGCACUUGGUGCCAGCCCAGCAUUGUUCUCCCUCCCACCCCACCACCCGCCUCACAGGCACCAUCACCAUGGGAACCGAGCCAGCCAAUCAGAACACUCCCUUCAAGGGGAGCCUUAUAAAUUGAGCCUCCUCUGCCCAGACACACCACAUCCAACACUGAGAGGCGUCCAAACCCCUCCCCCUGGAGAAGCCAAGUCAGCCGCCCCCUGCUUCCCUCCAGGGUAGACAAGGGGAGUCUCCUGCCUGGAAUGCUCACGGCCAAGGUCCAGGCCUACAGCCACCCAGCUUAGAGCCCCCUUCCCCCGCAAGGCCAUGCAAUGACACCGGAGCCACCCAGGGGCCCCUGAGAGAUUCUGGUGGUGACCUGGGGAAUACCUGGAGCCGCGAGAGCAACGUGCCGCCGAGCCUGCAGCACUCCAGCCUGGAGAGAUGCAGUGACAUCAGUCGGUUGAGCAGCGGGUACGCGGGGGAUGAGGAGAGCAGCGAGGUCAGCUUGCUGGGAGGCAGCAGUCGAAUCGUGCGGUUGAACAGAAGCCUCCGCACCCAGGCAGGCGGCGCCCAGACCAGCCAGGUUUGCGCCACCUACUCUCCCAACCAGCUGAAGAGCCGGCUGGCCAGCCAAGCUGACAGCACCGUGCAGACUGCAAGGGAAAAGUGA
Messenger RNA from Balaenoptera ricei (Rice's whale), 660 nucleotides. RefSeq names its product chromosome 15 C16orf82 homolog (gene C15H16orf82). The record is from RefSeq and is a predicted model, not a curated record. Lineage: Eukaryota; Metazoa; Chordata; Mammalia; Artiodactyla; Balaenopteridae.